This is a messenger RNA of Malassezia pachydermatis, 954 nucleotides long. Its product is annotated as sco1-involved in stabilization of cox1p and cox2p. Gene Ontology annotation, biological process: mitochondrial respiratory chain complex IV assembly. The transcript is spliced from 2 exons. NCBI's taxonomy places the organism in Eukaryota, Fungi, Basidiomycota, Malasseziomycetes, Malasseziales, Malasseziaceae. Bases 1 to 954 code for a protein of 317 amino acids. The record is from RefSeq and is a predicted model, not a curated record.
AUGCUGCGUGCCUCUGCGCGGCCUUUACGCGUUGGCGUAUCGCCCAUAGUGCGUCAGCGUAUGCUGCCACUCCCUGCUAGGGCCUUGCCACAGCCUUUCCGUGCGUUGAGCACGGAAGGCGAGCGGCCCACUAGCAAGGCGUCCCACACCACCUUGCCGCCGACCAACAGCACAGGUCCAUUCAAUUUGCCAGCGGCGGCGCUGUUUAUUGCUACAGGUGUCGGUCUUUACUUCUACUUCCAGCAUGAAAAGGCCAAGAUGGCCGAGGCUAAGCAGAAGAAAAUGGAAGAGCAGGCGGCGAUCGGUCGUCCACGUAUCGGUGGUCCCUUCGAGCUGGUCUCUUCCACCGGCCACCCAUUCACAGAGAAGGAUCUGCUGGGUAGCUUCAGCUUGAUUUACUUUGGGUUUACCAACUGCCCUGACAUCUGCCCUGAAGAGCUCGAUAAGAUGUCGGCCGUCGUUGACGAGGUGGCAAAGACGCACGGCUACGUGAUCAACCCUGUCUUUAUUACUUGUGACCCGGCGCGAGACCGUGUGCCGAUGGUGGCUGAGUACAUUGCCGAUUUCCAUCCACGUAUGGUCGGUCUCACAGGCUCGUACGAAGCCGUGAAGGCGGCUUGCAAGGCAUUCCGUGUGUACUUCAGCACACCUCCUGGCGCGGACCCUUCGACGGACUACCUUGUGGACCACUCGAUUUUCUUUUACCUGAUGGAUCCUGAGGGCAAGUUUGUCGAUGCGUUCGGCAAGAGCUCGACGGAGGAAGAAGUGCGUGAUAAGGCCCUGGACUAUAUUCAGCGCUGGCGUGCGACCGGCCUCCCGCUGGAAGAGGCUAAUGCGAAGCACAAGGCGGCAACAGAUGGACGCGCUUUAUCCACGGACCAGGAACUCUUUUCCGAGCCGAGCUUGACACCGUCUGUCCCCCCGGCGGUCGUGCCUCAGGACCGCCUCAUUUAA